CCGUCCCCAACUUUUACACUCACAAUUUGCCAAAACUGGUCCUUUGGAACAGUCGCAACAGUUUGCGAUUCCGGUAUAUCCACAACGACAACUCCAAGAAUAACCAAAAGUACAUCAAGCCCCAGUCUAACAACUAGGUCAUCUACAGCUAUAUCUUCCAGUUCUCUCUUUCCAUCACAAUGCCACCGAACGCCCGCCCCUCCGCGACCCUUUUUUACGACGACUCAACGACGCCCGAGGUGCCUUCGUCCGCACGGCACGGUUCCAACUUGGGGCUCAAGAAUGCCAUUGCAGAAAUGCUGGACAAGCAUGCGGAUACGGACGGUCUUUCCAAGAUCAGCUCGGACAACGAGGACUGGACCGACGUCAAGCACAGCGAACGGAAGAAGCGCGAUCGGAUUCUCGACGAUGGUGUCCUGAUUGGGCUCAUGAAAAAGUCAGACUAUCAAGGUUUUAAGCGACUCGCUAUCAAUCUUACCAUCAUGGCUGCGACGGCCUUUGCGAUUCACCGUCUCAAUGUGCUCCCGGCGCUUAUUAUCCGCCAAUCGCCAUGGACGGUAUCCCAGCUGGCCACUUUUGUUCCGCUGUACUUUUUCUACGGCUUCCAAUUUCAGUGCUUUGCCUUUGCCGGUCAGCACGAGUUUCUCCACCGUAACGCGUUCAAGACCAAGUGGUACAACGACGCGGUACUCUUCCUAACGGGAUGUUUCUGUUUCGAACUAGGGGAGCAUGAACGCGUAAUGCACAAACAACACCACACUUACACCAACCAUAUUGACAAGGAUCCCGAGCUCACUAGCUACUACACACGCGAACAACUCGAGAAUCCAGGCUUCCGCAACGUCCCCUUUACGCGAUUCGGCUACUUGCGGCAAUUUUUUGACAUUUUCAACACCUUCAAGUGCCGGGCGGGGCGCAUUGUGUUUUCCGCCCUCGGAGUGCCAGUCGACUACAGUGGAACUGGCUGGAGUCUCCGCGACUUCAACUACAGUCGAGAAAGCGGAAUUUUGCGUAGAUUGCAAAUGACCGCCAUUGCCCAGCUCGUCUUUUACACGAGCAUGAUGGGUUUUUUUGGACGCACCCGUCAAGGAGCGGCGGCUCUAUUGUUUUGGUGGAUUGUCCCGGUAUUGAUUGGCUACCCGGUCGUCAAUUACUUUCGAAAUCUUGAACACGCUGACUGCGAAGUGUCCAAACUCAACAACAAUUUGCGCAACACGCGGUCGGUCCGCACUAACCUCCUUGUACGACUACUGUUGUGGGAUACUAAUUUCCACGCUGAGCACCACUGCUAUCCGAUGGUGCCCUUUUUCAAUCUCCACAAACUCAACCAGCUUAUGUAUGAACACGUGCUGCACAACGAAAAGGAUCAUUUCACGACGCAGAACUGGCAAGCCUUUAAGCCCGGCGGUUGGAUUGAUCAACAGUCCAGGCGCAUGGCGACCUUUGCUGACAAGAGCGAAUAAAAAUGGAAACCAGCAGGUGUUUCCGGGAUGAUUUUUGAAUGAUGCGGGCGUUCACAACAGACUCCGUACUCAAUCGCUAGCUAUCGCUAUGGCUACUUUACCUACAUCUAUAUUUCCUCCUUUGACGGGCUGGUGCGGCAUGCUUCGGCCGACACAUUCCGAGCCGGCUUUUUGAACGGCACUUUUUUGCGCAAAUCGUAGCGCACGUUCAGUAUCUAGUUUUUAUAUUUUGGUUGA
Phaeodactylum tricornutum CCAP 1055/1 is the source of this 1700-nucleotide messenger RNA. RefSeq lists its product with no specific name. Gene Ontology annotation, cellular component: membrane. Gene Ontology annotation, molecular function: oxidoreductase activity, acting on paired donors, with oxidation of a pair of donors resulting in the reduction of molecular oxygen to two molecules of water. NCBI's taxonomy places the organism in Eukaryota, Bacillariophyta, Bacillariophyceae, Surirellales, Neidiaceae. Gene Ontology annotation, biological process: lipid metabolic process. The coding region runs from base 180 to 1463 and encodes 427 amino acids. The record is from RefSeq and is a predicted model, not a curated record. The transcript has a single exon.